This is a messenger RNA of Naegleria lovaniensis, 1752 nucleotides long. RefSeq lists its product as uncharacterized. The record is from RefSeq and is a predicted model, not a curated record. Bases 1 to 1752 code for a protein of 583 amino acids. Lineage: Eukaryota; Heterolobosea; Eutetramitea; Acrasida; Naegleriidae. The transcript has a single exon.
AUGUCAAAACGAGAAUACAGUAAUAUUCAUUCAACUUGUGAUCGGGUUGAUAAUCAUAAUAUCGACUCAUCUUCACCACCGCUUUCGCAAAGAAUUUCAAGCAACAACAAGAAACAGAAAUUGGUUCCAAGAACAAUGCUGAAUAACGAAAAUACUCGGAUGAUCAUGAUUGAUUGUUUAAUUUCCUCUUUUCAUCGUGAUGAUGAUCAUGAGGGGAAUUCAGAAACUAGUUCUAGCCACAUUCGGAAAUUGGGCACAUUGUUGAAAAAGAAAUUUUCAUUGCAACAAUUGGGAAAGAAGAAAUGGUUAUUGAAUCGGGAAAUGAAAUAUUCAAAUUUCUUUCCUAUCGAAUUUAUGAAUGACAAAGAAUUUGUGUUGAAUCAUGUUAAAAAGUAUGGCUAUGGAUUACGAUUUGCAUCCACACAAUUACAACAAGACAGAGAUUUUGUGUUGAAUGUGGUUCAAUAUGCUGGAUCAGAACUACAAUACGCAAGUCGUAAUAUUUGCAAUGACAAAGAAGUGGCAUUGGUAGCCAUAAAGAAACACAUGUCUGCACUAUACUAUGUCUCUCAAGAACUGUUAUGGAGCAAGGAAUUUGUAUUAAAAGUAGUUCAAUGUCACGGCAAAGCCUUGUGGUAUAUGAAUAUGAAGGGAUAUCGAGAUGACAAGGAAAUUGUUUUAGCUGCUGUGAAACAACAUGUUGAAGCAUUGAAACAUAUUCCUUUACUAGGAAAAUUGAUGAAGGACAAACAAUUUUUUAUUGAAGUACUUCAACAAAAUAAGAGAGCACUUCCAUGGGUACCAAAAGAUUUACUCAAAGAUUCUGAUUUCAUGUUAAAAGCUCUCAAAGUCAUAUAUCCUGAAUUUAACCCUUUAGAGUCUUUUGAUGAUUUACAGAAAGAUAUCAUGCUCAAAGUAGUCCAAGAAUUCGGUUUUCUACUUGAAUAUAUGCCAAAACGGUUUAGGAAAGACAGAGACAUUGUUUUAAAUGCCGUUCGAAAUGAUGGCAAUUUGCUUUAUUUUGCAUCUAAUAGAUUGAAGAGAGAUAGAGAAGUUGUGCUUGUGGCUGUUAAUCAAAAUGGUAAGGCAUUGAAAUUUGUCCCUGACGAGUUGCUGUCAGAUAGAGAAAUUGUUUUGGCUGCUCUACGUCAAAAUAGUUACGCCUUAGAGUUUGCACCCAAAGAGUUAAAGGGUGACAAAGAUGUAGUGCUAGAACUUGUUCGACACAACGGUUAUGUGCUUGGAUUUGCAUCCAAAGAGUUACAACGUGACAAAGAUGUGGUUUUAACAGCUGUAAAGCAAGAUGUUCUUGCUCUACCGUCCGCAGAUGACACCAUGAAGCUUGAUCAAGACAUUGUAUUUGCUGCUAUCCAACGAGACAAGAGUGCUUUGAAAUAUGCAGCUGAUCAAUUGUUAGGUGACAAACAAUUCUUGUUGAAGGCCAUCAAACUCGGAUGUACCAAUGUGUUUGAAGUGGCUCCAAAAGAAUUUACUCAAGACAAAGAAUUCAUGUUACAAGCGAUUCAGCUCAAUAGUCUGGGAGUACUUGGAUUCUCAUAUAUUUGCGUUGAUCGAGAAAUUGUGUUAGCAGCAGUUAAGAAUAAUGGUUGCGCGUUGAAAUAUGCAAGCGAAGAAUUACAACAAGAUCGAGAGAUUGUUUUGGAAGCUCUUAAAUGCAAUGGUUUUGUUCUACAGUACAGUGAUGAAUUGUAUCAAGAAAGAAUGAGUCAAUGCUAUGAUGAUGCUUGUUAA